Messenger RNA from Cyphellophora europaea CBS 101466, 1593 nucleotides. Its product is annotated as protein disulfide-isomerase domain. The transcript is spliced from 2 exons. Gene Ontology annotation, cellular component: endoplasmic reticulum. Lineage: Eukaryota; Fungi; Ascomycota; Eurotiomycetes; Chaetothyriales; Cyphellophoraceae. The record is from RefSeq and is a predicted model, not a curated record. Gene Ontology annotation, molecular function: protein disulfide isomerase activity. Gene Ontology annotation, biological process: protein folding; response to endoplasmic reticulum stress. The coding region runs from base 1 to 1593 and encodes 530 amino acids.
AUGCGGUCUCUCUUCGCCGCAGCCGCCCUCGCGGCGCUGGCUACUGCCAGCGACGUUCACGACCUCACAAAAGACACAUUCAAGGACUUCGUUGCUGAGCACGAUCUUGUCCUUGCAGAAUUCUUUGCGCCUUGGUGCGGUCACUGCAAGGCCCUUGCCCCCGAAUAUGAGGAAGCCGCCUCAACGCUGAAGGAGAAGAACAUCCCACUCGUCAAGGUCGACUGCACAGCGGAGGGUGACCUUUGCAAAGACUACGGUGUAGAGGGUUACCCGACCGUCAAGCUCUUCCGCGGCCUUGACAACAUCAAGCCAUACCCUGGCGCGCGGAAAGCUCCUGCCAUCGUCUCAUAUAUGACCAAGCAGCAGCUACCUGCUAUCUCUGUCCUUAACUCUGAAUCCCUCGAAGAGUUCAAGACCACCGACAAAGUCGUCGUUGUCGGCUACAUCGGCGCCGAUGACAAGACUGCCAAUCAGACCUUCACUGCUGCGGCCGAGUCAUUAAGAGACGAGUAUAUCUUUGGCUCCGUCAGCGAUGCCGCCCUCGCCGAGGCUGAAGGUGUCAAGCAACCUGGCAUUGUUCUGUACAAGGACUUUGAUGAAGGCAAGACCGUUUUCAGUGAAGAGCUCACCGAUGAAUCUAUCUCCAAGUUCAUCAAGACCGCCAGCACCCCAUUGAUUGGCGAGAUCGGCCCCGAGACCUACGGCGGCUACAUCUCUGCUGGUCUCCCUCUGGCCUAUAUCUUCGCUGAGACUCCUGAGGAGCGUGAAAAGCUGGCCAAGGCCCUCAAGCCUGUCGCCGAGAAGUAUCGUGGCAAGGUCAACAUGGCCACUAUCGAUGCCAAGGCAUUCGGUGCUCACGCCGCCAACCUGAACCUUCCAGUCGACUCAUUCCCGUCUUUCGCCAUUCAGGAGACCGUCAAGAACGAGAAGUAUCCUUUCGAAGGAUCCGAUCUGAGCGAGAAGAAGAUCGCGGCCUUCGUUGAGAAGUUCGUCAGCGGCAAGCUCGACCCUAGCAUCAAGUCCGAGCCCAUUCCCGAGAAGCAGGAGGGCCCUGUCACCGUUAUCGUUGCCCACAACUACAAGGAUAUUGUUAUGGACGACAAGAAGGAUGUCCUCGUCGAAUUCUACGCUCCGUGGUGCGGUCACUGCAAAGCCCUGGCUCCUAGCUACGAGAAGCUAGCCAAGCUAUACACCGAUAACAAGGACUUCAAAGGCAAGGUCACCAUCGCCAAGGUCGACGCCACUGCCAAUGAUGUUCCCGAUGACAUCUCCGGAUUCCCUACAAUCAAGCUCUUCCCCGCUGGCGCCAAGGACUCCCCAGUCGAGUACUCCGGCAGCCGGACCAUCGAAGACCUCGCCAACUUUGUUCGUGACAACGGAAAGUACGGGAUUGAUGCUUACGUUGAGGAGAAAGAGGCGGCUGAGACUGAUGCCGAUGAGACCAUGGCGCAGGCUGCCCCUGCCGCCACCGAGUCCGGUGAAGGUGUGGUCGACAAGGUCAAGAGUGCUGCAGCUGAAGCUGUUGACGCGGCGAUGACCGUGGUUGCGGAUAGUGAUGGUGAUGCCGGUACUGACGAGCACGAUGAGCUAUAA